AUGGCUGUCGAUUUCUGGGCUGGCUACCUGAGCGGGGCAGUCGGCAUUCUGGUUGGCAACCCGCUCGAUAUCAUGAAAGUACAACUACAAGCUGGCAAUACACUUACUUGCGGCACAAGGUCCCAAGGUACCGCAGCUCUGAUCACAGGCACCGCGGCCCCUGUUCUUGGAUAUGGGGCCUUAAAUGCCCUUCUGUUUGUAUCAUAUAAUCGGUCGGAGAACGCCUUUCAAAGAGCGCUCUGCACAGGUACCGACAAGAGCCUGGUCGCGACAUGGCUGGCGGGAGCCGUUGGCGGGCUUGCCACAUGGGUGGUGAGUGCUCCCACCGAGCUCGUCAAAUGCCGUGCUCAAAUGUCUGCGCCAUCUGAAUCUAGCUGGAGCAUUGCACGCGACAUAUGGAAGGCGGACGGGCUUCGCGGUUUCUACUUGGGCGGCGUGGUCACAGCACUAAGGGAUAGCGUGGGCUAUGGGUUUUACUUCUGGUCCUACGAGUUGGCUAAUAGAUAUUGGCCAUCGAGUGUGCAUGAUGACGCUCCAUCACUACGCCAGGAAGCUCCGAAGAUCCUCUUGUGCGGUGGUCUUGCAGGUGUCGUCACCUGGGCGAGCGUAUUCCCACUUGACACAAUCAAGACUCGGGUCCAAACCCAGAGAAUAGCCUUCCACCAAGAAACAGCUCCAAUCAUCUACAAACCUAACACAUAUGGACUUCGCGCGCCAAACCGGCUUGGGUCCCUCGAUGUUGCUCGGACAAUGCUAGCCGAAGGAGGACUGCGCAUAUUCUUCCGCGGCUUAACGGUCUGUAGCAUCCGAGCCUUUAUUGUCAACGCAGUACAGUGGGCUGUAUACGAAUGGGUAAUGAUGGAGUUCUCCAAAGAUUACAAAAGAAAUGUGGCGGCUAAAGACAACAUGAUGGUACAUGAUCACUGA
This is a messenger RNA of Pochonia chlamydosporia 170, 927 nucleotides long. RefSeq names its product mitochondrial carrier protein. Gene Ontology annotation, biological process: transport. Bases 1 to 927 code for a protein of 308 amino acids. The transcript has a single exon. Lineage: Eukaryota; Fungi; Ascomycota; Sordariomycetes; Hypocreales; Clavicipitaceae. Gene Ontology annotation, molecular function: transmembrane transporter activity. The record is from RefSeq and is a predicted model, not a curated record.